Lichtheimia ornata is the source of this 1227-nucleotide messenger RNA. RefSeq lists its product as uncharacterized. Lineage: Eukaryota; Fungi; Mucoromycota; Mucoromycetes; Mucorales; Lichtheimiaceae. Bases 1 to 1227 code for a protein of 408 amino acids. The transcript has 3 exons. The record is from RefSeq and is a predicted model, not a curated record.
AUGACAUGCGACACUGAGGAAGAUAAUGACCCGUACAAAAUCAAUAUCAAAUUAGAUGAUGAUGAUAAUGAUGAUGAAAUCAGUCUUAAAGCGUACUUCGAGAAAGGCCUUAGCGCACUCUUAGCCGACGAUCACUUUUUGCUCCUCUAUGUGCCUGAAAAUGGAGGCCGAAUGCAAGUGAUACGACCUGCCAGUGAUUUAUACCAUCGACGACGCAUGAUCAAAAAGAUUAAUGAGGGGAAAUGGGUUCCAUCUUUUUACUACGCGUUAUCACAUCUAUGGGGACUUACAAAAGACAACCAGCACCACUGGAAUGAGAUUGGCGACUACGUGGAUGACGAAAAUGGAAAACCAAUGGAUCCUAUUUCGAUGCGGCCUGAAAAACGAGAUGCUUUACUAGCACUGCUCAAGGACCAUGCUGAUAGCUAUUGGUGGAUUGAUGUCUUGUGUGCACGCACCGAUACACCCUUAGACAUCAUGGGCGAUAUUUAUGCAUGUUGCCUUGAAUGUAUUGCCAUGAUCGAUUGUGAACCUUCUCUAAUAUCAAGAAUUUACACAAUCUCACCACUGGCGAGAAAGGAAGCUGAGAAAUUAAAACGUAGAGGAGGAGGAUCUCUAACAUACCAGGAGCAGUUACACCAAACCAAAGGUUCCCUGUUUAUUCACCUCUUGUACACAUUUUUCCAGAGUCAAUGGUGGCAACGUGUAUGGACCUGGCAGGAGAUGGCUCUACCUUUUGGAGGUGUGCGCUUUAUGGCUGAAAUAGACGUUCAUCGACUCCAAACCUACACAAUCACCAUGGAUGAUGUAUAUGGAUUUCUAUAUAUGACUUCGAUUUUCUGGUUCAAUUUAAAUCAAAUGAACAUUCAUGCAGUUUAUACCUAUCUGCAAGACGUAGUCCAAGCUAAACUAUCCAAUGUGUCUCGUAUCGGGCGAAAAAAUGCCAAUUUUGUUGGAGACAUAAUGGAUUCAUUGAAGGAAUCCAAUCGACGAUGUUAUGAUCCAUGUGAUUAUGUUUAUGGAGUGCUGGGAAUGAUGCAGAUCAAAAUCCCAAGGAUGGAGGAUCCAAAUGCGGUUUGGCGCCAUUUCUUGUCAGAGCUGGAUGAUUUAUAUCCGCUUAGCCGUGGAAGAAGAUGGAUUGAUCAUGCAGAUGAAAUCGAUUUACGACAAGUUGAAAGUAUCAGUGAAGUAUACGCGAAGUUGCGUGGCAUUGACGCUGGGUAUUGA